Molecule: messenger RNA, 2451 nt
Organism: Triticum turgidum subsp. durum (durum wheat)
Lineage: Eukaryota; Viridiplantae; Streptophyta; Magnoliopsida; Poales; Poaceae
Source: the annotation of a GenBank genome assembly
AUGAUGGCAGUAAACUGCACUCUUCAAAUCCUCCUCCUCCUCUUGUUCAUACUCCUCUCCCCUGUAGCCAUCACCGCCGGUGCUACUGACACAUUCGGCAAGGGCCAGAAUGUCACUGACGGCGAGACACUCGUCUCGGCCGGUGGCACGUUUACACUGGGAUUCUUCUCUCCCGGUGCGUCGGCCAAGAGAUACCUCGGGAUAUGGUUCUCGGUGUCCAGCGAUGCCGUUUGCUGGGUGGCCAACCGUGAUCACCCUCUCAAGGACACCUCCGGCGUGCUGUUGGUGGCCAGCGACACGGGGGACCUUCUCCUGCUCGACGGCUCCGGCGAGGUGGCGUGGUCAUCCAACUCCCCCAACACCUCCUCAGUGGAGGCGCAGCUUCUGGAGUCUGGCAACCUGGUCGUACACGACCAGAGAAGCAAAACUAUCCUGUGGCAGUCGUUCGACCACCCAUCGAACACCUUGCUGCCCGGCAUGAAGAUGGGCAAGAACCUGUGGACCGGCGACGAGUGGUACCUUACGUCGUGGCGGUCGCCGGAUGACCCAUCUCCGGGGAGCUACCGCCGCGUGCUGGAGUACGCGACUCGGCUGCCGGAGGUCGUCCUCUGGCAACAGGACGCCAAGGCCUAUCGCACGGGGCCGUGGAAUGGGCGCUGGUUCAACGGCGUCCCGGAGGCCUCGACGUAUGCGCACGAUUUCCCGCUGGACGUGACGGCCAGCAAGUCAGAGAUCACAUACGGGUACACCGCCAGGCCAGGCGCGCCACUCACCCGUGUGGUGGUGACGGACGCCGGCGUGGUGAGGCGGCUGGUGUGGGACGCGAGCAGCCUGGCGUGGAAGACCUUCUUCCAGGGGCCAAGAGACGUGUGCGAUGCCUACGGAAAGUGCGGGGCAUUCGGUCUAUGCGACGCCAGCGCAGCGUCGUCGGCGUUCUGCGGCUGCCUGCAGGGGUUCAACCCCGCGUCGCCACCGGCGUGGUACAUGAGGGAAACCUCGGGCGGCUGCCGGCGAAACGUGCCGCUGAACUGCGGCGGCAACGAGACAGCGACGGAUGGCUUUGUGCUGGUCCGUGGCGUGAAGCUGCCCGACACUCAGAACGCGUCGGUGGAUAUGAGCAUCUCGACGGAGGAGUGCAGGGAUAGGUGCUUCGCCAACUGCUCCUGCCUGGCUUACGCAUCCGCUGAGAUCCGAGAAGGUGGCGGUGGCAGUGGCUGCAUCAUUUGGACGGGUGACUUGGUCGAUCUUCGUUACGUGGACCGAGGGCAGGAUCUGUACCUCAGGCUGGCCGGGCCUGAAAUAGCUGUGCCAAAGGGCUCGAAGUUUGCUAUUGCGACUGUUCUUGCGCCGGUAGCUUCCGCUGUUGCUAUAAUACUUGUCUUGUUAUUUGUCAUUUGCUGGAGAAGGAAGCACAGAAUCUCACGUAAACGACUAAACGAUGGUAUUCCACAAAGUUCAGCUAUGACAGUUCCCUCGGUUGAUCUGCACACUCUAAAGGAGGCUACACUGAAUUUCUCCGAGAGCCAUGUGAUUGGUCAAGGAGGAUUUGGCAUAGUGUAUAAGGGCCAAUUACCUGACGGGAGAACGAUUGCAGUGAAGAGGCUUAGGCAGUGUGCUCUCACAAGGAAAGGCAAAUGCGACUUCGCAAGAGAAGUGGAGGUGAUGGCCAGGCUCAGGCAUGGCAACCUUAUUCGCCUCCUUGCCUACUGUGACGAAGGCGAAGAGAGGAUACUUGUCUACGUCUACAUGCCCAACAAGAGCCUCGAUCUCUACAUAUUUGGUGAACCCAGCCUCCGUGCUACGCUGAGCUGGAGGCAGAGGUUGGAUAUCAUCAACGGCAUUGCACAAGGCGUGGCGUACAUGCACGAGGGAUCGGGCGAGAGCGUCGUCCACAGAGACUUGAAGCUUCAAAACGUGCUGCUAGAUGACAAUUGGCGGGCCAAGGUUGCGGACUUUGGCACCGCGAAGCUGUUUGUCGCUGAGCGGGUGGACUCUAGCCUCACCAUCGUCAACUCACCUGGAUAUGCAUCGCCAGAGUCAUUGCGGGCGGAGAUGACGCUCAAAUGCGACGUCUAUAGCUUCGGAGUCGUGCUGCUGGAAAUCCUUAGCGGGCAAAGGAAUGGCGAGACGCAGAGGCUCCUUUUACAUGCAUGGGGAUUGUGGGAGCAGGACAGGAAAAUGGCGCUCCUUGAUCCGACGGUGAAUCUCCCUCCCCUCUCCCGGCCUGAUUCCGACGUAGGCUCUGAACUCGAGAGGUGCAUUCAGAUUGGCCUUCUCUGCAUCCAGGAAUCACCCGACGACAGGCCGGCCAUGUCUGAUGUUGUCGCAGUGCUAACCACUAAGACCUCACAGAUCGCUCGGCCCAACAGGCCCGGAAUAUACAACCAACGAACAAGGUUUGUGACAGGUCAGGCGGAUCUCACUAGGACCACAACGAUCGAUCUCGAGUAG